Cylindrotheca closterium is the source of this 1407-nucleotide messenger RNA. Lineage: Eukaryota; Bacillariophyta; Bacillariophyceae; Bacillariales; Bacillariaceae. The record is from the annotation of a GenBank genome assembly.
AUGCAAUUUGAUUUCAAUUCUGACUACCCAGGUCUCAACGCGACGACCGUUAGCCAAGCACUCCCUUUGGAAGCCCUCAGCCACGAUCCAAUACCAUUCCCAGAUGCACAAGAGAUCUCAUGUGCCAGGAUAACAACACGUGUGUUCAAUCCAACUCAUAGUGCAGUUACAACUGUACAGAAUGUUCUGGUGCGAACGGGAGCCAGGUCGCUGCGUGAUGAUGCCUCAGUCAGCAGCAACAUGUCUUCCGACAGUUCUAGUUCGGACGAGAGUAUGAAAGUGGAAGACCAGCCGAUACGGCAUAGUGCUGUAACAUCAGUGAAAAAUGCCUACUGGUUACAACGAACAAUAAGAGAAGCAAUUUACGGGCGGGUCCUUUUGGCGGUUGUCCUCAAACGGCGUCCCCCCGAACUUUCCGCUGCUGAUGGUGCCGAAUGGGAAGUCACUGCUGAUCACUGUGCAGUGAAGGAGAUGUCAUGGCAACACAUUAGACGAGAAAAAGAUCGAUUAGCGGAGGAUCCUAUCAAAGAAGUAUCUUCGAUGCAGUAUCUGAAGCUAUUUUUUGCAGAAUACCAGCGUGCGUCUGGGCGGACUGUAACACAAUUAGACUCGACUGUCAUGGAGUCAUUUCAAGUCAUGAGAGAAACCAACGUGAUGAUGCCUUUAGAUUUACUGACGGACGAGUUAAAUAUGUAUAGCAUUAUGCCGUACUGCGACGGGGGUGAAUUAUUCGAGCGCUUGGACCUUAACGAACGCUUUUCUGAAGACGAGGCAAGAUAUUGGAUGGAUCAAGUACUGAAUGGACUUGAAACUCUUCAGCAUGCAGGAAUAUGUCACCGAGAUAUGAGCUUGGAGAAUUUACUUGUGCACCAGAAUGGAGCACUCAUUAUCGACAUGGGAAUGUGUCUAAUGAUCCCUUUUCAAGAUACAGCAACACAAACUGCCAUGGCAGCAUUCAACAAUAUGAGCUCAAAUCGAUCGAAUCUAUUUCAUGUUGCAAACAAACAAUUUCUGACUGGACGAAGUAGGCCGCGACUUUUGAUACGGCCCCAGGGUACCUGUGGCAAAUGGAUGUACAUGUCGCCUGAAAUUUACAAAAAUUCUGAACCAUUCGACGGAUUUGCGGUUGAUAUGUGGGCGGCGGGCGUUAUUCUGUUUUUGAUGUUGACAGGCUUUCCUCCUUGGGAGCGUGCGUGUGCUACAGAUGAAAGAUUUCACUACAUGACCGCAGGAUACCUGGUGCAAAUGUUAACAGAAUGGAAUAUUGGAUUAAGUGGCGAUGCAAUGGAUCUGCUGCAACGGAUGUUGUUCCUCGACCCAAAGGACCGUUUGAGUUUGGACCAGGUCAAGGCGCAUCCUUGGAUGACAAAUGGGCAGCGUUCGCAACCGCAAGGUUUGAGGAGAUGA